Cyprinus carpio (common carp) is the source of this 2117-nucleotide messenger RNA. Its product is annotated as nuclear respiratory factor 1. Gene Ontology annotation, cellular component: nucleus. Gene Ontology annotation, molecular function: DNA-binding transcription factor activity, RNA polymerase II-specific; RNA polymerase II cis-regulatory region sequence-specific DNA binding. NCBI's taxonomy places the organism in Eukaryota, Metazoa, Chordata, Actinopteri, Cypriniformes, Cyprinidae. The record is from RefSeq and is a predicted model, not a curated record. Gene Ontology annotation, biological process: regulation of transcription by RNA polymerase II.
UUGAGAGGAGGGGCGGGGUUUGUUCCGCGCGCACCGCUCGGGGCCGCGCCGAGGCCAGGACGCGCGCGCUCUGCCGCUCGUUCUUUGUCCUCCAUUGCAGCUGGUGAUCGCAGCUCCGCCGCACAGCGCAGGCCCGAAGUAGCGCAGCCGCUCUGAGUGUGUUUGAGAGAAACCGUAUCGGGUGAUGGAAGACCACACGGUGCAUCAGACGGAGCACAUGACCACUAUCGAGGCCCACGCCGUCACUCAGCAGGUCGGGCAGGUGCACGUGGCCACGUACACAGAGCAUGGCAUGCUGAGCGCUGAUGAGGAUUCGCCGUCCUCGCCUGAUGAUGAUGCUUAUGAUGACUCUGAUAUACUUAACUCAACUGGAACAGAUGAGGUCACUGCACAUCUGGCUGCUGCAGGGCCUGUUGGCAUGGCAGCAGCUGCAGCUGUGGCAACAGGGAAGAAGCGGAAACGACCGCACAUCUUUGAAUCGAACCCUUCAAUCCGUAAAAGACAACAGACUCGUUUACUUAGGAAGCUGAGAGCAACUCUAGACGAGUACACAACACGAGUUGGCCAGCAGGCUAUUGUGUUGUGCAUCUCUCCCUCUAAACCGAACCCUGUGUUUAGAGUAUUUGGAGCGGCACCAUUAGAGAAUGUGGUGAGAAAAUACAAGAGCAUGAUUCUGGAGGAUUUGGAAAACGCUCUGGCUGAACACGCGCCCCCUGGUGGUGGAGAACUCAGCUCUGAACUGCCUCCUCUGACUAUUGACGGCAUACCAGUGUCUGUGGACAAGAUGACACAGGCCCAACUCCGAGCGUUCAUUCCAGAAAUGCUAAAGUAUUCCACAGGCCGUGGGAAGCCUGGCUGGGGGAAAGAGAGCUGCAAGCCCAUCUGGUGGCCGGAGGACAUUCCCUGGGCCAACGUACGCAGUGAUGUCCGAACAGAGGAGCAGAAACAGAGGGUGUCAUGGACGCAAGCCCUGAGGACUAUCGUUAAAAACUGCUAUAAGCAGCAUGGGAGAGAGGACCUGCUCUACGCCUUUGAGGACCAGAUCACCACACAAGUUGCCACAACAACCACUCACAGCAUUGCACACCUGGUGCCGUCACAGACCGUAGUGCAGACGAUCAGUAAUCCUGAUGGAACGGUCUCGCUCAUACAGGUUGGAACUGGAGCCACGGUAGCAACACUGGCAGAUGCGUCAGAAUUGCCAGGCACGGUGACGGUGGCCCAGGUGAAUUACUCCACAGUGACGGACGGAGAGGUGGAACAGAAUUGGGCCACACUACAGGGAGGCGAGAUGACCAUCCAGACCACGCAACCGUCGGAAGCCACGCAGGCUGUGGCCUCCUUAGCCGAAGCUGCGGUAGCUGCCUCGCACGAGAUGCAGCCAGGGACAACUGUUACUAUGGCACUCAACAGUGAAGCAGCAGCUCACGCAGUGGCGACGUUAGCAGAAGCGACUCUUCAGGGAGGAGGACAAAUUGUGUUAGCAGGAGAAACAGCGGCUGCAGUAGGAGCUUUAACUGGCGUUUCGGAUGGCAGUGGUCUCGUCCAGAUUCCAGUCAGCAUGUAUCAGACUGUCGUCACCAGUUUGGCCCAGGGAAAUCGACCCGUUCAGGUGGCCAUGGCUCCCAUAACCACGCGCAUCGACAACACGGUGACGCUUGACGGACAGGCGGUGGAAGUGGUGACCCUAGAACAGUGACAUACUCUACCCCUGCAGGUGUGUGGGACAGGACGUUUGGCGCCGAUGUGAAUAGCUGCUGGAAUAUAGUGUAAAAAUAAGAUUUGAAGCUGUUCACAUAUGUCUGCAGGGGGCUGAUUAGUUCUUUUGUUUUUCUGUUUUACAUUGUACAUAGUUCAUUGUCUUUUUUUUUUCCUUUCCUAGUGUUGUUACAUUUGUUAUUGUUUUGUUUUUUUAGCUGAUGUUUGAUAAAUGUAUUGCAGAGGAUACUUAGAAAUUACAGUGCAAGAAAACAAAAUCAGGUUUUCAGCCUUCAAUAACUGGUAUAAUUUAAAUUCUUUCCAUACAAGCUUUGUGUUGGUCAUUCUUGAUAUUUCCUCAGUUUUCAUCUAGGUUUUGUGUGUGCGCGUGUGUAUAUAUAUAUAUAUGUAUAUAUAUG